Messenger RNA from Blepharisma stoltei, 1362 nucleotides. The record is from the annotation of a GenBank genome assembly. Lineage: Eukaryota; Ciliophora; Heterotrichea; Heterotrichida; Blepharismidae.
AUGAGAAAAACACAAGAGCCUUUUAAUUCUUUACUCAAAGGUCUAGAGGGUGAGUUUAAAAAUAUAAAUUACUCCCUCUCCAAAGUUCAAACGCAACUUCCGUCUCAUUUGCUUCCUUCAGAUUUUUUCAAACUUCAACAACAGCUUACCUCUAUGCAUCAAUCUUUAAAACCAAAUGAAAACUCUGCUGUUAUCAAGCUUCCAGUUCUUGCUAAGACUACAAAUUCGCAAGCAAAUUUAACGUCAAAUCAAGAUUACAGAAGACCUAUUCGCUCAGUGCUUUCUGAGCAAAGAACGAGAAGCUCAAUUAUCAACCCACAAAAUUCGUAUGGGAGAACUUGGCUCAAUAAUCGUUAUAUGCUGUUUUAAUUAAUUUUUGUUAUAGUCAUCAAUUAAAAAUAUUAUUCUAUUAUUUAAUUUAAGUACUAUAACCUUCCAGAGCCUACAAAAAGUAACUUCAGAGCACUUGGAACCAAAAAAUACUCGAAGCCAAAAGUUGCUAAAUAUUAUAAAGCAAAAGUAUUGCCAAGACAAUACAGAGAAGACCCUCAAAGUGACCCUCCUCCUAUUACUGAGCAAGAUGUAGAAGAUGGUAUGAUGAACUUAAUCACCCGAGGGCUAAUACCAAAAGACGUCGAUUUAUCUCCUGCUUUUGAGCGAGGAGUCCCUCCCCUUAAAAUGCAAACUGCAGCUAUUCAUGACUGAAGAGAUAAAGCUCCACCAGCCCCAACAAUUUCUAGCUCAAACAUGCAGCUUGCCAUAUAUGAGCCCAAAAUCAAUGACCAGUCAAGACCUCUAUUUACCCUUGAAAGUCCAGGAGAAAUUCAAGAAAUCGCUCAGCAAGAAAAACCAGCCAUAAAAAAUUACGAAGAAAUAGUAGACACCUAUUCACAGCAUCAAAUUACGAUAAGAAAAGGCAAAAUCCUUGUUACUCCUGAAUUUUUGUCAUUUAAAAGAAUUUAUUCAGAAGUCUGGAGCAACAUAGCAGAAGCCUUACAGAUGGCAGAAGAAAUUUUUGGAAAAUAUGGUGCUGGGAUUGUGUAUUUAGAUGGAAAAAAACUAGCUGAUUUGGCUAAAGAUGAAUUAAGGACACUAAAAGAGCAUGAAAUUAUCAGCUGUAUCAUAAACGCCAAAAGUGUAGUCCCGUUUAUCCAGAAUCCUAAUAUAAAGUACAAAACACCUUUAGGGAAAGAUUUAGCCUGUGUAAAAAUCCAGAGCGCGUGGAGAGGGUAUAAAGCCUUUGUUGCUUAUCAGCAGCUGAAAAUUUUGAUAGAAAAAGCAAAUAUUAUCAAGAAAGGGUUCAAAAAUUAUAUGAUAAAAAAGAGAGAAAAACGAGAAAGCACAGAAGAGAGUAAUAAUUAA